Messenger RNA from Pelobates fuscus (common spadefoot toad), 2515 nucleotides. It is a transcript of the gene CALR, whose product is annotated as calreticulin. The coding region runs from base 30 to 1298 and encodes 422 amino acids. The record is from RefSeq and is a predicted model, not a curated record. Gene Ontology annotation, biological process: protein folding. Gene Ontology annotation, molecular function: calcium ion binding. Gene Ontology annotation, cellular component: endoplasmic reticulum; endoplasmic reticulum membrane. NCBI's taxonomy places the organism in Eukaryota, Metazoa, Chordata, Amphibia, Anura, Pelobatidae. The transcript is spliced from 9 exons.
CAGUGGCUGGUGUCUCAGGGGGCAGAAACAUGGCCCGGGCAGCACUCGUUAUCCUCCCGCUCCUGGCGGCUCUCUGCAGCGCUGACCCCGCAGUAUACUUCAAGGAGGAGUUCAAUGAUGGAGAUGGAUGGACGCAGCGCUGGGUAGAAUCGAAACACAAAACAGACUAUGGCAAGUUCAAGGUCACUGCUGGGAAGUUCUAUGGAGAUGCAGAUAAAGAUAAAGGACUCCAGACCAGCCAGGAUGCCCGCUUUUAUGCCCAGUCUGCCGGCUUUGACUCCUUUUCAAAUAAAGACAAAACACUGGUGAUCCAGUUCUCUGUGAAGCACGAGCAGAGCAUUGAUUGUGGUGGUGGAUACGUGAAACUCUUCCCUACAAGCCUGGACCAGACUGACAUGCAUGGAGAUUCCGAAUACAACAUAAUGUUUGGUCCUGAUAUUUGUGGCCCACCUACCAAGAAGGUUCAUGUAAUCUUCCACUACAAGGGAAAGAACCUCCAGAUCAACAAAGACAUCCGAUGCAAGGAUGAUGUGUUCACCCACCUUUACACCCUGAUUGUGCGGCCAGAUAACACCUAUGAAGUGAAGAUUGACAACAGCAAGGUAGAGUCUGGAAGCCUGGAGGAAGACUGGGACUUCCUGCCACCCAAGAAGAUUAAGGACCCUAAAGCAACGAAACCCGAUGACUGGGAUGAGAGAGCCAAGAUUGAUGACCCAGACGAUAAGAAGCCAGAGGAUUGGGAUAAGCCUGAACACAUCCCUGAUCCUGAUGCAGUGAAGCCAGAAGACUGGGAUGAGGAAAUGGAUGGAGAAUGGGAGCCACCGGUCAUUCAGAACCCAGAAUACAAGGGAGAUUGGAAACCUCGCCAGAUUGAUAACCCGAACUUCAAAGGAAAGUGGGUACACCCAGAGAUCGAUAACCCAGAGUACACCCCAGAUUCCACACUGUACCAGUAUGAAAGCUUUGCAUACCUCGGACUUGAUUUGUGGCAGGUGAAAUCUGGCACAAUUUUCGACAACUUCUUGAUGACCGAUGAUGAGAAGUUUGCAGAAGAAUAUGGCAAUGAAACAUGGGGUGUUACAAAGGAUGCAGAGAAGAAAAUGAAAGAGCAACAAGAUGAGGAGGAACGCAAAAAGCAAGAGGAAGAAGAUAAGAAUAGAAAGGAGGAAGAACCAGCAGAAGAACCUGAGGAGGAUGACGAGGAUGAUGAAGACGAAGAGAAAGAUGAAGACAAAGCAGAAGAGGAUGAUGACGACGAUGAAGAUGAUGAUUCAGGCAAACCAAAGGACGAGCUUUAAGAUGGCUGCGUUCUGCUGCGCUCCCCAAACUGGCACUCUCCCCUUCCCUGGGCGUUCAUGUCUUAGAUAGGAGAGGGGAAAUGGGAUCGUUCUGUCUCUAUGAGACUCUAAAUUUAUAUAUAUUUUUUACUGUUUUUUGUUUUAAUCCUUUACAGGAAGAUGACCUGUCAAUCUUCCACCUCCUCUUCCCCAUCUCCUCUCUCCUUGAAUUCCUGGUUUCAGUCUUGUAACCCUCCACACCUCCCUCCCUCCCUCCUCCCUUUUUAACAUACCUUGAUUCUAAAUUCUGCUGUGGGGGCAGCCUGCAGCUCUUUAAUUCCCCUCACUGCUUACAAGCUGCAGGCUGUCUGCACGUGGUAUCCCAUUGCAGUAACUUCCUUCUACUGCAGUACAAAUUCCAGAGCAUCUGGGAGCAAGGGUCAGUGACCAGAUAUAAAUAUUUUUGAAAAUUUGAGUUUAUGUAUUGAAAACCACUUCUCCUUGCGCGUUGAAUAUCUUUUGCUCCAGGUGUGAGAACUGAUUUGCCAUGUACGGAGCAUCCUAUCUCUCUGGCAGUCACAGAGUAAAUGGACUUACUGCAGGGCUGCAGCCUCUUGCUGUGCAUUGAAUGCCUUGCUUUGUCAGUCACCGUAAGACUCUUUACCUAUUCUAUAGCUCAUGGGCUGCCGAAAAUGCAGUAUGAAAAUUAACUAAGUCAGUGUUCUGUGCUGGCACAAAUCAAUGAAGAACCCAGAGCAAGGGGUAGGCAACCUUCUACAUUUUCAGAUGUGGACUACAUCUCCCUUGAUGCUUUGCCAACAUUACAGCUGUAAGAGCAUUAUGGGAGAUAUGGUCCACAACAUCUGGAGUGCCAAAGGUUGCCUACCCCUUGCCCAGUCAGUGUUUCUUUCAGAUCUAGUAUACUGAAAUCGGGUCUUGUGAGACUUUCAAUAGAAAGUCCUGUAUUUGGGGAAACAUGUUUAACCUUUGUGUGGUUAGUCAAUCUUUUGGAUAAAUCAAUGAAUCUGUAUUUUAUAGAAGGUCUAACAAGCUGCCUUCCCAAAAACCAAAUCCAACACGUUAAUUGGUUAUUACCCCUCCCAACUAAAGAGAACCUUCUUUGAUUUUGUGUCCUUUAAUUUAUACAGUGGCCGGGGCUACUUGUGGGACAUAUGAAUGCAUUUUGUUGGAAUGUACAGAUGUAAGUUGAAUUUCUAUUAAAGAAGUUUGUGUCCACA